Molecule: messenger RNA, 2247 nt
Organism: Cyphellophora attinorum
Lineage: Eukaryota; Fungi; Ascomycota; Eurotiomycetes; Chaetothyriales; Cyphellophoraceae
Product: Meiosis-specific serine/threonine-protein kinase mek1
Exons: 6
Coding region: 1-2247 (748 amino acids)
Biological process (GO): protein phosphorylation
Molecular function (GO): protein binding; protein kinase activity; ATP binding
Source: RefSeq, a predicted model, not a curated record
AUGCCGCCAUCGAAGUUCAUCCACCCAGCAGCGAUGCUGCCACCACCUGCAGUCAAUCGCUCGAAGACCAAGCGAUCCAUUGCUCCGCCAAGUUCAUCGCCAGCCAGUUCUUCUCAGCCACGCAGCGUUGGUAUGUUGCAGCAGCUCAAUCGCGAAGGAGUCGUUGUGGCCGUGAGACAUAUUGUGCCCGGUAAAGAGCUUCUUGUUGGCAGAGAUCGCCAGAGAUGCCAACUGUACAUCGACGAUCCUCAUGUUUCUGCCCGUCACUUACGCAUCUACACGAUCACUUACGACAGUGAUGAUCCUACGGAGAUCGGUACACUGGUCUACGCGGAGGACUUGUCCCGGAACGGUACCUUCUGGCAUGGCUCCUUGAUAGGUAAAGGAAGAGGCGGCUUCCUUUUGAGCGAAGACGAUAUCUUGAAGCUCUCUGCCGAGGUCAGCUUUCGAUUCAAGAUGCCAUAUCCGCGUGAGCAAAAGUCGUACUUUGACGAAGUCCUCGACGAAGAAAUGGAAAAAUUCAAACAAUCGUACACAGUCACAGAUCGCUUGCUGGGCUCGGGCUCGUUCGGCAAAGUCUUCAUGGCUGUUGAGCAGAAAAGCCGUGUACAACUUGCAUGCAAGAUCGUGGAUCUAAGACCGCUACAGCGCAGAAUGCGUUUUGGAAAACCUGAAGAGCCCCUACCUGCGGAGGAUGUCAACCUCAAAACCCAGGUGCGCAAGGUCAAAGUUUGGAGCGAAAGACAGAAACCGGAGAACCAGCUGGAUCCGAAGCUCAGAACAUACUAUCGAGAGUUCGAAAUCCUGUCAAGCAUCCGCCACCCCAACAUCAUUGGGCUGGAAAAGGUCUUCGUGACUGACAACACAAUCUUCAUUUUCCAGGAUCUGAUCACCGGCGGGGACCUCUUCUCGUACGUCGAGUCCAAGAACGGCAGACUUACAGAAGUCGAGGCCGCUGUCAUCACCCGCCAAAUCACACUCGCCGUGGCCUUUCUCCAUGGCAAUAAUAUUGUCCACAGAGACCUGAAGCCAGACAACAUCCUCAUGACCGAGCUGUCUACAGGAUGUCGCGUUGUCUUGACGGACUUUGGUGCGGCCAGAAAAAUAAGUUCUCCUUUGAGUCGGAUGGUCUCGAUUGCAGGGACAGUGGAAUAUGCUGCGCCUGAGGCUGAGCAAGACUUGCAGGGAUCGUCUCCUGGCUACACCAAAGCUGUUGACAUGUGGUCGCUUGGCUGCAUUACAGCUAUUCUGUUGACGGGAGCAUCAGCCUUUGCCGAUCCUGCGACAAGAAUCUUUUCCGAGACUCUUGCCAGACAGGCUAAUCUUGACGCUCUUCACACGUCACGGGAAUGGCUUGCAGUACGUGAGCGUCCGAAAGACUUUGUGGACAAACUCCUCCUACUCGAGGAGCACAAGCGGAUGACUGCUCAGCAAGCUUUGAAGCACGAAUGGUUUUCGAAUGAUUUUCACAGAGCAGACUUCGAAGAGCUGUACAAGCGAACUAUCAAGCACUGGGUAGCCAGACCUACAAGAACUGACCUCAUCAAAUUUAUGGGAGCUGGUAGGCUACGACGCAUUGCUGAGUCUGAGGGUGUGUUCGAGGGGAAGCGUGCAGGCACUUUCUCUGGGGCCGCCAAAGCGGGCAAGGCAAUCGAAGCGCAUAUGCAGCCUUUUCCAAGACAGAUGCAUUCCGCUCUAUGGCCACCAAAGAGACCACAUCCAGGUUACAUAUCGCCUACGACAAAAGCGAUAAUCCAAGAAAGCUGGCCGUCACCACACAGUCUCGAUGCACGUUCCGACGAGGACCCGCAGCCCAAGUCAAAGCGCCGGAGGACAAGUUCUCCUUCUGUCGAGGUCUCACCAACCAAGACCAUGCAGAAAACUCCUGGGCUCAAAUCGAAGCUACUUCCAAAGAGUCCGGUCUUACCGUGUACACCGCGCAGGAUCGGCAAAACGCUGAGCAACACUUCUAUGCCUCUGAGACCUGCAGCUGCAGAGACACAACGCAAUGUGCGAAGAGCUGACACGACUGCGCCCUGGAUGGCUGCCUCCGUUGCGAAGAACGUGUCCAUCCCCCAAACAUCGGCUGCAAGUGAUCUGGAAAGCCCAUCGAAAUCGGGCAGUGAAUCCAGAUCAGCUCCUGGGCUUAAACGGAUGUCCAGCUUCCGUGACGUCUCGCUUGAGCUAGAAAGUCCAAGCAAACCGCCGAACAGCAGCCUCAAACGACGUCCAUUGUCGACGCUUUAG